GGUGCUGUCACCCUCACUUUCUCAUUCUAGAGCUUUGUUUUUUUCUAUAUAAAUAUACCUUUCUCCGCGUUCCAUUCUUCACUUUAUACCUUUUCUCUACGGAGUUUCAGUUCCUUCAAGAGCAAGUAAGAAGUUACAGUUGAGUGAUGACUGUUACACUCCCAGAAUCAAUGGAGCCAGUGAAGAUGAUCGGAGCUGAUGGAAACAACGUUGGGCAAACCGUCGAUCCACUCCCAUUUGCUAGAAGUUAUCAGAUUGAAGCCCUCGAGAAAGCAAUUAAGCAAAACACCAUAGUGUUUCUCGAGACUGGCUCUGGGAAAACCCUGAUUGCUAUAAUGCUCCUGCGCUACUAUGCCCAUCUCCUCCGGAAACCAUCGCCUUUCAUUGCCGUUUUCUUAGUCCCUAAAGUUGUUUUAGUUCCUCAGCAAGCAGAAGCUGUGAAAAUGCACACUGACCUCAAAGUGGGCACGUAUUGGGGAGAUAUGGGAGUUGAUUUCUGGGAUGCUGCAACUUGGAGGAAAGAACAAGACAAGCAUGAGGUGCUUGUAAUGACACCCGCAAUUUUACUCAAUGGCUUGAGGCAUAGCUUUUUCAAAUUGGACAUGAUUAAGGUUUUGAUAUUUGAUGAAUGCCAUCAUGCCAGGGGCAAAGACCCUUAUGCUUGCAUUAUGAAAGAGUUCUAUCAUGAACAAGUACGGUCUAAUAACUCUAAUCUUCCUCGGAUAUUUGGAAUGACUGCUUCCCCUAUAAAGACCAAAGGGACAACAUCAACAUGGUCCUGUGGUAAAAAUAUGAUUGAACUGGAGAAUCUUAUGAACUCAAAGAUAUACACAAGUGUUAGUGAAGCUGUAUUGGCUGAGUUUGUACCAUUCUCAACUCCAAAGUUGACGCAUUAUAAAGACAAGGAUAUCCCAUCUGCCUUAUUUGAGAAUGUAGCACAUCAAUUAGAGAUUUUGAAGAAUAAGUAUGAACACUCUCUAGAAAGCUUGAAUCUCAUGGAAUCUACAAAGGAAUCUGCUAGGAAAAAAAUAUCCAAGCUAUUUUCUGCAUUUUUGUUUUGUUUGAAUGACCUUGGGCUCUGGUUGGCUUUAAAGGCUGCUGAGUUCUCGUUUUGUGAUGAUAUGGACAUCUGUUGCUGGGGACAGUUGGAUUUGUCUGGUGAGGAAAUAAUUAAAAAUUUCAAUAAGGAUGCAUACAAAGUGAUCUCGACAUAUUUACCAUCUGAUCGAGAGCUUUCUGUUGGUGAUGAUCUGGAAGCUGAUGCAGAGUCCGGGUUCCUAACGACAAAAGUUAUUUGCCUCGUUGGGUCUCUUCUUCAAUACAGGCAUUUAAAGAAUUUGAGAUGCAUAGUUUUUGUUGAAAGGGUCAUUACAGCUAUUGUUCUUCAAAAACUGCUAAGUAAGUUGCUUCCCAAAUUAAGUGGUUGGGAAGCAGGAUAUAUAGCAGGGAAUGCUUCUCAAUUGCAAUCUCAAAGUAGGAGAGUGCAAAAUGCACUUGUUGAAGAAUUUCGCAAAGGCAUGGUGAAUGUUAUUGUUUCAACAUCGAUCCUUGAGGAGGGUUUAGAUGUUCAGAGUUGCAACUUGGUCAUAAGAUUUGAUCCCUCAGCCACAGUUUGCAGUUUUAUACAGUCCCGAGGUCGUGCUAGAAUGCAGAAUUCUGAUUACUUAUUAAUGGUGAAAAGUGGGGAUGAUAAAACACUUUCAAGGCUACGGACCUAUCUUGAUAGUGGAAAAGUAAUGAGGGAAGAGUCCUUACGCAAUGCCUCCCUCCCUUGUGCACCUCUCAAAAGUAGUUUGGAUGAUGAAGAGUUCUAUUGGGUUGAAAGUACUAGAGCAAUAGUGACUCUGAGUUCCAGCAUUGGGUUGUUAUACUUCUACUGUUCCCGGCUCCCUUCUGAUGGAUAUUUUAAACCGACUCCUAGGUGCUCUAUCAAUCAGGACAUGGGGACUUGCACCAUAUACCAUCCUAAAAGCUGCCCAAUACAAACUGUUUCUGUGCGAGGCAACAUUAAAACACUGAAGCAGAUUGCAUGCCUUGAAGCAUGCAAGGAACUACAUAAAGCCGGAGCUUUAACUGAUAAUCUUGUGCCACAGAUUGUUGAGGAAGAAGCUAUUGUUGCACAAGAUGAAAAUAUGCCUUACGAUGAUGAGCAGGCGACUUAUUAUCCACCAGAGUUGAUUAAUCCUUCAUUAAAGGAUCCAGUCACCCCAUAUCAUUGCUACUUAAUUGAGUUGGACCAAAAGUACGAAUAUGAAGUUUCUCCUCAGGGUAUUGUGCUUGCUGUUAGGAGUGAACUUGAAUAUGAUGUUGGAAAUGUAAAUUUUGACUUGCAAGUUGAUAGGGGUACUAUGACUGUGAGCAUGAAUUAUGUUGGAGUGAUCCAUCUUACUGCUGAGCAGGUUCUUAUGUGUAGGAAGUUUCAAAUCACUCUUUUAAGGGUUCUUAUAGAUCGUGCUAUAGAUAAAGGGGUUUUUGACAGAUAUGACUUAGGAAAUGAUCAAAUGGUGGACUAUCUCAUGCUCCCGUCGACUAACUCACGGGAAAUACCAUCCAUCGUUGAUUGGAAAUGUCUUGGUUCUGUUUUCUUUUCACAUGAAAAUGCUUCCAAUCACAUGGGUUGCUUCUUUCCAAGGAUGCAUACAAAAAGUGGUUUUGUUUGUAGUUGUACACUUAAAAAUUCAAUAGUGUACACUCCGCACACUAGCCAAUUUUAUUGCAUCACUGGUAUUUUGGGUGAAUUGAACGGGAACUCGUUUCUUAGUUUGAAGAAUGGAGGUCUUCUUACUUACAAGGAAUAUUAUCGUCUAAGGCAUGGAAUUGAGUUGCAGUUUGAUGGAGAAAAAUUGCUUAAAGGAAGACGCAUGUUUGUGGUACAAAACUAUCUUCAGAGGUGCAGACAACAGAAGGAGAAAGAGUUGAGUAACACAACCGUCGAACUGCCUCCUGAGCUAUGUGUUAUCUUUAUGUCUCCAAUAUCUAUUAGUAUUAUCUAUUCUUUCUCAUUGAUCCCAUCCAUCAUGCAUCGGAUUGAGUCUCUACUACUUGCUGUCAAUUUGAAAAAUAUACACCUCAACUAUUGCAAGCAAAAUGACAUUCCAACUUUCAAGGUAUUGGAAGCAAUUACGACAAAGCAUUGCCAAGAGGGAUUUCAUUUGGAGUCUUUGGAGACCCUUGGAGACUCUUUUCUCAAAUAUGCUGCAAGUCAACAGCUCUUCAAAACCUUUCAAAAUCAUCAUGAGGGCCUUCUUAGUGUUAAGAAAGAAAGAAUAAUUUCUAAUGCUUCAUUGUGCAAGCUAGGAUGUGACCGCAAACUUCCGGGUUUUAUCCGUAAUGAGUCUUUUGACCCUAAAAAGUGGAUCAUUGCGGGUGAUCAAUCUAGAAGCCAUGUCUUUGGUGAAGAGUUACUUUCAAGUACCAGAAAGAUCUAUGUCAGUGAAAGAAGAAAGCUGAAAAGUAAGAGAAUUGCUGAUGUUGUUGAGGCACUAAUCGGCGCAUUCCUUAGCACAGGUGGUGAAACAGCAGCAUUGAUAUUUAUGAGAUGGCUUGGUAUAAAUGUUGAUUUUGUCAAAGUACCAUACAAAAGAGACUUCCCAGUGAUCCUGAAGAGGCAUGUCAAUGUCAGCUACUUAGAGUCAAUAUUGAAUUACUCAUUCCGUGAUCCUUCUCUGCUAGUUGAAGCACUGACGCAUGGUUCUUACAUGCUUCCUGAGAUUCCUAGAUGCUAUCAGCGGCUUGAAUUCCUUGGGGAUGCAGUAUUGGAUUAUCUGAUGACCAUGCACCUGUACCAUAAGUACCCCGGGAUGUCACCAGGACUGUUGACUGACCUCAGGUCUGCCUCUGUCAACAAUGAUUGUUAUGCACAAUCUGCAGUGAAGGCUAAAUUGCACCAACACAUUCUCCAUUCUUCACAAGAGCUUCACAGGCACAUAGUUGUCACGGUUGGCAAUUUUGACAAAUUACCUGUGGAAUCAACUUUCGGAUGGGAAUCUGAGUCAUCUUUCCCCAAGGUACUGGGAGAUGUCAUAGAAUCUCUGGCGGGAGCAAUUCUUGUUGAUUCAGAUUACAAUAAGGAGGUUGUCUUUCAGAGCAUAAGGCCUCUUUUGGAGCCUCUCAUUACGCCUGAAACAGUGAAGCUCCACCCUGCAAGAGAGCUGGGUGAACUCUGUCAGAAAGAACAUUAUGAUAUAAAAAGAGUUGUUGUAUCUCAGAAUGGCAAGGCUUCAGUUACAAUUGAGGUUGAAGCAAAUGGGGCGAAACACAAACAUACAAGUACGUCAGAUAAGAGAACUGCAACAAAAUUGGCUUCGAAAGAAGUUUUGAAGUCUUUGAAGGAAAGCAUAGCCCAGACAGUUGCCUUCAACUUCAUUGGCUAUACUUUGAGAUGCUCAAAUCUGCUCCAUGCUAUGCUUUCAUGGCAUCCAAUUGUUGCAACUGCUAAGAGUUCAUUGCAUCAGAGGAUCUUCUUGCACUGUUCAAGUAUUGUGAAGUUCAACUCUGGUUUGCACCAUUUCAAAGCCUUUGCUGUUUCCUGAUGGUAUGAAAAGGAGCUGGUUUCGUCCAUUAUAUGAUCUCAAGCAUCUGAAGGUGGAAACAGGUUUCUGGGUAGCAAGUUAUACAAACUCAAGGGAUGGCUUUCUCACGAUCAAGGAUCCACAUCCAAGAAAUUAAUUAAAACAAGAAAUUAAUUUGCUGUUUGGCUUUCUCGUCAUCCCAAGACCUUGUCAAUUGUUUAUGAUUAUACAGAGUUUUAUGAAGUUCCACUAUGCAGAGAGGGCCUUGCCAGGAGGAUGCAGACUGUUGCUGCAGUGGCUGGCGUAGGAUAUGACAUGAAGAAUGUUUUGAACAUGAUGAUGAGGAGAUUCUACUCAAGUUCUUCAUUGAUAAUGUGAAGAUGUUGGAGACGGUUAGAGUCUUGACUCAGAAAUCUUCAGAGUGGUUCAUGGCAAGUGUUUGAAGCAAGCUAAAUGAUUGCCGAAAACAUCGAACAUACUGUCCUAAUGAUACCUCCUUCGCAGUUUGCAUCCCAACUGUUAAAGUCCUCUCCUCUUUUUGAAUAGAGCUCUUGAACUGAAGCUGCAUUCAGCUUGCCUAGUUUUGUAGGCAUCAUUGUCUAAAGUUCUGUUUGGUUGUCAAGAAAAACAAAGACAAUGAUACAGGAACUUGAAAUUUGUGUGUUUUCCUGUUUGUACUGAUGUUUAGUGUCGAAAUCCCAGUGAUCUGGGCAUUCCUUCUGAAUAAAGAAUUGAAAAAUGCAGGAGCAGAGCUUUGGAUU
This is a messenger RNA of Vitis vinifera (wine grape), 5272 nucleotides long. Its product is annotated as endoribonuclease Dicer homolog 2. The record is from RefSeq and is a predicted model, not a curated record. Gene Ontology annotation, cellular component: cytoplasm; nucleus. Gene Ontology annotation, molecular function: protein binding; RNA binding; ATP binding. The transcript has 26 exons. The coding region runs from base 147 to 4532 and encodes 1461 amino acids. Lineage: Eukaryota; Viridiplantae; Streptophyta; Magnoliopsida; Vitales; Vitaceae. Gene Ontology annotation, biological process: siRNA processing.